Diaporthe amygdali is the source of this 1173-nucleotide messenger RNA. Its product is annotated as inosine uridine-preferring nucleoside hydrolase. NCBI's taxonomy places the organism in Eukaryota, Fungi, Ascomycota, Sordariomycetes, Diaporthales, Diaporthaceae. The transcript is spliced from 3 exons. The record is from RefSeq and is a predicted model, not a curated record. Gene Ontology annotation, molecular function: hydrolase activity, hydrolyzing N-glycosyl compounds. Bases 1 to 1173 code for a protein of 390 amino acids.
AUGGGUAUGAGGCGCGCUCUUCAGACCUUGCUGCUGUGUCUCGGCAUUACUGCAGUAGCGGCCGCAGACCGCAAGAACCUCAUCAUCGACACGGAUCUCUUCAGCGACUGCGAUGACACGUCAGCUCUCCUUCUUGCUGCUACAAGUCAAAAAGUGAAUCUGGUCGCUGUGAACAUCAACUACCCCUCUUCUUUUUCUGCCCUCGCGGCAUCCGCCAUCCUCUCUCACUACGGCCACGAUGAAGUACCCAUCGGGAUCUCAAGACCACUAAAUAAUAACACAUUUAUCGACACGCGGUCAUACGAAUUAGGCGAGUACGCGAGUAAGGUCGCAUACCAGUGGCGUUGCGAGGAUUGCGCUGUGCGGUGGAACCAUGUGGAGGAUGAUUCCUGGGAACCCGUGGCACUUUAUCGAAAGACACUUAGUGAGGCGGCGGAUGGCAGUGUCACUAUCGCCUCGAUAGGGUUCUUUGACAACCUGUCCGGCUUGCUCGACUCUCCCGCUGAUUCGUACUCGGACCUCACUGGCCGGGAGCUGAUCGAGAGAAAAGUAGCCGAAUUGGUAGUUAUGGGCGGAGGCUAUCCCACUGGACACGAGUUCAACUUCUGGGGAUAUAAUUCCUCGGCGACCGCUCAUGUCAUCAACAACUGGCAAGGCCCUCUGGUUUUCUCUGGUGCCGAGCUCGGCGGUAAUGUGUCUAGCGGCGGCGACUUUAUGGCUCGUGCCCCCCUGAGCGAUCCGGUCCGCGCGGCAUAUGUUUACUAUACGUACAACACCUCUCGCUUCUCAUGGGAUCCUCUUACCAUGCUUUAUGCUAUAGAGGGCCUUGGGGAGCUGUUCGAGUUCGGCAAUGAGGCUGGAUAUAACUUGGUGCAAGCCAACGGUUCGAACACAUGGAUCACGGACGAAAACAUCCGCAAUCAACAUUGGCUAAAAUUGAAGGUCGAUAAUACUACGGCAGCAGGGACCUUGGAUAAGAUGUGGCUUGAGGCCUCCUGGUCCUUUGCUCCCAAAGCGGAUGGAACGCCAACAUUGGAAGGAGCCUCAACCUCAGCGAGAUUUGCAACUCGGCCCAGAUUGUAUACACUACAUCAUCGCGAGGAGCUAUCGGUGGAGGUGCGUCUACCGCGGAGUAAUCCCACCCCAGUCCAAAAUGAACUCAAGGCGCACUAA